GAGGCCAGAUUUCUUUGUGCAUGCUAACACAGAAAUUUAUUCGUCGCUUGGGCUGACGACGCUUACGUUGACAAAAGUGUCCUUUCCUUUUCCAGAACAGUAAUCAUCGGAUCAAAAAUGGCUCUUUAGAAAAGGCUGUAGAGGUGGCACUAGCCGCGUCUGAUUCGAGAAAAUGGCUUUUGUUGCCAAGGGAGGAUUAAUUUUAGCCUAUCUUGUGUUCAACUCGUUUGCCUUGAAGCUGCAACGAAGAAAUGAAGAUGUUUAUGGAAACACAUGGGUGGUCUAUGUCGAAAGGGAAAAGAGAUUUGUCGACGAGUUGGCAGAGAAAAAUGGUUUUGUAAACAGAGGAGAGAUUUCAGGCUUUCCUGGACAUUUCUUAUUUGAACACAAAACACUCGGAAAGCGGCGAGUUCGCAGAGGUGCACCGCAACACACGAACAGUCUGUUACGUGAACCUUUUGUGAAAUUUGCUCGCCAGCAGAAAGUUUUGAGAAGGACUAAACGAGGAUAUUUUUUAGACCCUUAUUAUAAAGAUCAGUGGUAUUUGAACAACUCAGGACAAACCGUAGGACCACGGGGAUUUGACAUCAAUGUGGGACCAGUAUGGCGAAGAAAUAUCACAGGUCACGGUGUGGUUGUUACAAUUUUGGAUGAUGGUAUUGAGUACACUCAUCCUGAUCUUAAAGACAAUUAUGAAGCAAAGGCUAGUUGGGACUUUAAUAGUCAUGAUAGUGAUCCAAUGCCUCGUUAUAGCAGAGACAACAUCAAUAAACAUGGCACAAGAUGUGCAGGGGAAGUAGCCGCUGGUGUAAAUAACAACAAGUGUGGAGUAGGUGUGGCUUACAAUUCACGCAUUGGAGGUGUGAGAAUGCUUGAUGGGGAUGUAACAGAUGCCAUCGAGGCCUGGUCACUAGGUCUAAAUAAAGACUUCAUUGAUAUCUACAGCAGCAGCUGGGGCCCAGAUGAUGAUGGAAGAACUGUGGAUGGCCCAGGUCCUAUGGCCAAGAAAGCAUUCAGAGAAGGGAUCAGAAAAGGACGUGGUGGUCUGGGAGCCAUCUUUGUCUGGGCCACAGGUAAUGGUGGACACUACAAUGACUACUGCAACUGCGAUGGCUACAUUACAAGCAUUUUCACUGUGUCUAUUGGCGCUGUCAAUGAUCGUGGCAAGUCACCGUGGUAUGCAGAACCAUGUCCAUCAACUCUUGCUGUAACCUACAGCAGUGGUGAAACUAGAGGGGCAGACAAGCAGAUUGUUACAACUGAUUUGCAUCAUCAGUGCACAAAAAGCCACACAGGCACAUCAGCUGCUGCUCCUCUGGCUGCAGGUAUAUUUGCUUUGGUGUUAGAGGCAAAUCCGAAAUUAAGCUGGAGAGAUUUGCAGCAUCUUGUUGUUGAGACUUCCAAAGUAACUGAUCGGCUGGACAAAGGCUGGCAGAAAAAUGGUGCUAGAUAUCGUGUGAAUCACAAGUAUGGGUUUGGAGUGUUAGACACAGAUGCUCUUGUGACAGCAGCCACCUCUCCUACCUGGAGACCUGCUCCUGAGCAACACAUGUGCCGAGAACAGGAUCACAUGGAUAACAAGAAGAUCCCAGCCAAAGGGACUCUCACAUCAACAAUUCUAAGUUCUGGCUGCUCAAGAAAGAUAAACUGUGUUAUGAAACUAGAACAUGUACGAGUGUACAUAACACUGAGUCAUAAAUCAAGAGGCUCGUUAAGAAUUGUUUUAACUUCACCUGCUGGUACUAAAUCCGAGCUUUUAGCCCCAAGAGACAGAGAUUAUUCUAGUCAUGGUUUUCAAAACUGGCCAUUUAUGACUGUGUUUAGUUGGGGUGAGAAUCCUGCAGGCCUCUGGAAGUUAGAGGUUACUGAUACUAAGGGUUUUGAGGGAGAGUUCAAAAAGUGGUCCAUUAGACUUUAUGGCACAUGUGAAGAUCAUCUGAACAUCACACCAAAUGAUUCUAAAAUGUGCAGCAAAGUUUGUAGGAAAGGAUGUGAGGAACCCUUCAACACUUUGUGUCCCAACUGUUCAAUGCUGUGCCAUUGUGAUUUAGGAGAGUGCCUGCCCCUGUGUAAUGCCGAUGAUGAUGUCGAUCAAGAACGAAAAGAAUGCCAUAAGAGUGCAUUGGGCGGUGGACUCAGGAUUGACGAUGAAGAUGAUGAGCAGGAUGUUACCAAGACUCCAACCAUCAAUAUGCUGCAUGAUCAGGGAAUAUCAACGUUUAUGAAGUUACUUAUCAUUUUUAUUCUUGUAGCUGUUAUUUUAACAGCUGUGCUCAUCAUGUGGCACUUCAAAGUCAGUCAGAAAGGUUGUUGGGCUAUCCCAGAUAAAAUAACCAAUCAGAACCGUGCCAUCUCCCAAACAAAUGUGGGAUAUUGGCCUGUCUCUGUUACACCUGAGGUGAACAGUCAGAACCUUAAAGGACUAGGUAACUUAAAGAUGUAGGUUAUUACACAUUUCUUUUCUCAAGUUUCUGUAUUAUACUGUGUCCAUGUGGGGUAAGUGUUACCCUACCAUGGUCAGAAUUCUUUAUUCUUUUGAAAAUCACAAUCAUUUUAUUUGUUAAUUCAUUUUGAUAAAGACGACAGUCUAGACUUGUUAUUUGACAAAUAUUUUACUCUGGGUGUGAAAGUGCAUAACCAGUUCAUGGUAGGGUUUUGGUUCCAAAUAACCACAAAUUUAUCUGACUAAAGGAAAACUGUUACCUCCUUUAGCACUACUAGAGAGCUUUCCUUGAUCCUAUCCAUCUAGUAUGGUAUCCUUAGCACUUAAGUUUAAUAUUUUUUGUAGCACUUGCUGGCAAGAAAUACACAAACUAUACUGGCCAUUAUUUCUUUGAUCAGUGUUUCAAACAAGAAAGAACUUUUGUACUUUUAAUUGUAAAAUGCUGUACAUAGAGUACAUUAGAUUGAUUUUUUAUAAUUGAUUUGACAAAAACUGUUUUCUAUUGUAUAAACAAAUUUGAAAACACUGUAGGUGAAUGUCAUGAAAUAAUGCCCAAUACAUUAGUACAUUUUUUUUACUUUUAAAUAAGCUUGUUUUGAUUUUAAAACAAAAAGGCAGCUGCAUCAGCUUCCUUUGGUCAUGUUUCUCUUUCUUUAAUUACAUUUUUUCACAAAUUUCAAGUAUACAUUAAGGUGGAAUGAAUACCACUACAAAUUGUUCUUGAACUUUUCUGCUAAAUGAACAUAUAAACAUAUUUGUGAAGAGUUUACCUCUCAAAUAAUGAUACAGUAUCAAUAAAAUUGCUUUCAUUUUGAAUACAA
Stylophora pistillata is the source of this 3264-nucleotide messenger RNA. Its product is annotated as PC3-like endoprotease variant B. Gene Ontology annotation, molecular function: serine-type endopeptidase activity. The record is from RefSeq and is a predicted model, not a curated record. Gene Ontology annotation, biological process: protein processing. Gene Ontology annotation, cellular component: trans-Golgi network; Golgi membrane. Lineage: Eukaryota; Metazoa; Cnidaria; Anthozoa; Scleractinia; Pocilloporidae.